AUGUCUUCCUUCUUCUACUCAACCAAAACCGCGAAAAAGGAGCACUAUCCCAUCCCAGAAGCUCUCGAUACGCAACAUGUCCUCGGCAUCUUACACGACCAUUCCGUGCUCGCGCAGGUGUUUUGGCCCACUGAAGUGCUCGAGGAAAAACGUACAGACUCGCGUUCAACCACGUACACCAUCGGUCCGUCAAACGCGACUACCAAAGCCACAUUAACGUCACAAGGGGACGGAGUCAUCUGUUCGGAAGAAAUGCCCCUCGGCCUCCAAUUCACAGUGACCUACCGAAUCGUUUCCCCCCAGGAAAACUCUCAGAAGGAGACUACCAAAGAAACCGAGCUUGUUGAGGCCGAAUCUACUUCCAGUCUCCUAAACUCGACCAUUCCCCUGACAGAGCAUCGGCUGUACGUGGAAGAAGAGAGGAGUGUGCUUGCACUCAAGCCGCUGUCCAAGAUAAUAAAUAUGAGUGAAGGGCCGAUUGUGAAAACGCAAAACUUGACAAUGGUUUUGGAGGAGUUGGGUCGGAAUGGAAUGGAUAUGGCAUCUGCUUUGGCAAUCCUGAAAGGCUCAUUAUCGCCGGAUUGCGCACGAGAGCUGGAAAAACGUAAGGAAGAAUAA
Aspergillus glaucus CBS 516.65 is the source of this 618-nucleotide messenger RNA. RefSeq lists its product as uncharacterized. Bases 1 to 618 code for a protein of 205 amino acids. The transcript is spliced from 2 exons. Lineage: Eukaryota; Fungi; Ascomycota; Eurotiomycetes; Eurotiales; Aspergillaceae. The record is from RefSeq and is a predicted model, not a curated record.